Mucor mucedo is the source of this 1914-nucleotide messenger RNA. RefSeq lists its product as uncharacterized. Gene Ontology annotation, molecular function: metal ion binding. The record is from RefSeq and is a predicted model, not a curated record. Bases 164 to 1786 code for a protein of 540 amino acids. Lineage: Eukaryota; Fungi; Mucoromycota; Mucoromycetes; Mucorales; Mucoraceae. The transcript is spliced from 9 exons.
UUUUUUUUCUCAUUUGAAAGGAUAAUCCAAACGCCAUUUGAAAACAAAAAGGUUUUCUUCUCUCUUCUCUCUUCUCUUUCUCUUUCUACACCUCUUCCUUUUUUUUUCUAUCUUUUUCAACACUUUACACCCUCUUCUUUAGAAAAAAGAUAUAUUAUAGACAAUGUCUGAUGCUGGAGGUUAUUUAUCUGAUGGUGAAGGAGCAGGAUUAAAAUCUAUUGCUGAAUUCAAUCGGUUUCUUGCCAAUGCCGAACCUCAAUUUACUUUGGAUCGCCUCAACAAAUUAAUCAACACGACAAAUCAGGAUUUAUUGAUCCAUAUCGGCAAAUCACGAUUUGUUGCAAAGAGACUGCAAAAAACUAUUGUUCGAUGCAAAGAUCCAUGGCAACCCGAGAUCAUCAAGCGCAUCCUCAUGGUGUUGAAUUAUAUUCCUUUCGAAUUAUCCAAUUUGAUUGAGAACGAAUUAGGUCACGCUGUCAAGGAUAUAAAAAAGACUGCCAUGACAUUCAAUGAUGAACAAUUAGUGCACGAAACCACCAAUUUGAUUAAAACUUGGAAAGAUAUGCAAUCUAAGCAACUCGGCGGAAAAAGAGACAGUCCUGAAAGAUCCUCUUCGGAUUCUCCUCCAGCAACGGAACAAAAGAAAAUAAGAUUGGCUAUCCAAAAAGAUCCUCCGGCUGCAAGACCCAAAGCCAUGACGGAUCCGAAUUUUUUUACUUCUUCGCUUGCGUCGGAUGUAAAGUAUCGUACUGUCCGUCCUGUCUACAGCGUUGGCCCCAAUAAAGAAGAGACUGUGGCUGCUACUACUUCUACUUCUACUGCUGCUGCUGCUGCUACAACAACCACAACUAAGCGACCUGCAAAGAAAUCAGUUACUUUUGCUGAGAAUUUGUUUGAGAUUAGAGAAUAUGAGAAAAACCCAGAAGAAUGGACGAGUUUUGAUACCGCACCAAAGGAAGAGCCUUAUUACAAUAUUCCUACCGUGACUUGGUACCAACCUUUGGAACUUAGUUUCAACACGGAUGAGAACCCUAAUCUGGUGAUUCAUAAACAAGUGCGUACACCUGAAACCGCCUCUCAAGACAGUCGAGAGAAAGUGGCUCUUGCAGCGAUUUAUACCAGUGCUCAACAUAUUCCAUCUUCUCCUGGUGAGCCCGAUGAAGUGCCCGAUCCAAACAACGAUACAAAACUCAUUCCUUUGGUCGAUGUUAAUCAACAUGUUCACCAUAAUACAAUUCAUCCUGAUAUGAUGACACCGGAGAAUUUAAAUGCCGCUGCUGCCAUUGCGGCUGCCAUGAAGGAUCCUUUACCACAACAGUAUCAAUCCCCACCUCCUCCUCCACCACCCAUGAAUCCCGUACAACGUGUUGCUACAAACACAUCUUUACCGGAAAUAUCAAGUCAUACAGUAGAAGCCAUGUUAAAGAAUAAUCCAGGCAUUAUGCAAUCUUUAAAGCAACUGUCAUUUUUAGCAGCAGGUAAUACUACAUCUAUGCCAACACCCACCUAUCAACCCAACACGUAUCAACCCAUUCAUCAACCUCAAAACUAUUCAAACGAAGGAUAUGCUCGUGAAACUCAUCAUAAAAAUCGUCCAUCGUCACAAAAGAAUCGAGGUAGAGGAGCACAAGGAAGAGGUCGAGGCGGUGGUAAUUCGACUCACCGCGCCGGUGGUGGUGGUGGUGGUGGUGGUCCUAUGCGUGUCGGUGCUCGUACAUGUAACUAUUAUGCGUCGCCUGAAGGUUGUCGCAAUGGUACGAAUUGUCCCUUUUCCCAUGACAACUAGAAAUAAACCCCCCUCCCCCUCCUUUAUUUUUUUUUCUCCCACCCUCAUCCCCCCAUUGUAUUAAAAAACGAAAAUCUCACUCCACCCUAUCUAAUAAUUAAAUAAAUAAAAAAAAUUGCGUUUCUUUU